AUUUUGGGCGCGGGCGGCGACCGCGGGAUCGCUGCCGGGCGCGGAUCCGGUGACACCUCUCAGCGCGCGGCACUUGUUGCUCUCAGGACCUGCGGGCCAUCCCUGAGCCCACCUUUCUCCCUCGCCGCCCCCUGUCCCCUCCUGGCUUCUCUCCUUUCCGUGCGAUCGCCCGGGACACCGAUCUCUCAGGCACCGCUGUCACCGGCUGGAGAAAUAGAUUAAAGGAAAUAAACUCCCUCCGCAGGGGGCCCAGCCGGGCAGCAGCAGCGGCAGGAGCUGGAGCGCUGGCCCGGGCGCCGCAGAGGUGGCGCCUCCCCGGCCCGGGACGCUGGCCCCGGGCGCCGACGGCAUGACGGACGCGGCGACGGCUAACGGGGACGACAGGGACCCCGAGAUCGAACUCUUCGUGAAGGCUGGAAUCGAUGGGGAAAGCAUUGGCAACUGUCCCUUCUCUCAGCGCCUCUUUAUGAUCCUCUGGCUGAAAGGAGUUGUGUUCAAUGUCACCACUGUGGAUCUGAAAAGAAAGCCAGCCGACCUGCACAACCUCGCCCCUGGCACCCAUCCGCCCUUCCUGACCUUCAACGGAGACGUGAAGACGGACGUCAAUAAGAUCGAAGAGUUCCUGGAGGAGACUUUGACCCCCGAAAAGUACCCCAAACUGGCUGCGAAGCACCGGGAAUCCAACACAGCGGGCAUCGACAUCUUCUCCAAGUUCUCCGCCUACAUCAAAAACACAAAGCAGCAGAACAACGCCGCCCUUGAGCGAGGCCUGACCAAGGCACUGAAGAAACUGGAUGACUACCUGAACACCCCUCUGCCGGAGGAGAUCGACUCCAACACUUGCGGGGACGAUGACAAGGGCUCCCGGCGCAAGUUCCUGGAUGGAGACGAGCUGACCCUGGCCGACUGCAACCUGCUGCCCAAGCUCCAUGUGGUCAAGACUGUGGCCAAGAAAUACCGCAACUACGAUUUCCCGGCUGAGAUGACGGGCUUGUGGCGGUACCUUAAGAACGCCUAUGCCCGGGACGAGUUCACCAACACCUGCGCGGCCGACAGUGAGAUUGAGUUAGCCUAUGCGGAUGUGGCCAAGCGCCUCAGCCGAUCCUGAACUUGGCCGUCUUGCCCCAUCACUGCUGCAGAAAGACUCACCAUCUCCCCCAAGGACUCCAGCUUCACGGACUCCUUUUCCACGGCACCUCCAGAAACUUCUGUUUUUAUCAGGCCGCAUCUUGCUGGCAUCACUGGAACCCCAGCCUGCUGUCUUUGAUGAAGGUCGGCACCACACCCAUCUGAUCAGGCAGGAACCUGCAAGCAGAAAUGAGAGAAACCGUCAAGCUCUCAGCCUUUCGGGCCUGGGCUGGGUUCAGUGUAUUUGGGGUCGGUGCGGGAGAACGAACCCGUCUGUGGGAUUGUCACUGGCCCCUUUUGCCAAUAUCAAAAUAUCUCCUAGGCUGCGUUAGACACGUGCAACACCCUGUCCUCGUCCACUCACCUCUUUGUCAGUAACUCCAAGGCCAAGGCCAAACGCCAUCUUAGUUCUCAUUAGAAAGAGAUGCAGUGCUUUGUUAGGGGGAGACAGAGAGUGAAUGGAAAGAAUGGAGCAGGUGUGCAUUUGGGCGUCCGGCAGACACACCUCCAGUCACUCACCACUUUCCGGCACUCCUGUCCCUUCGGGCACUGAAGGCCAGAUUGGAAAACUAUUUCAGACACAGUCUCAGUUCGCUGCGGUGCCAGGUGCAGUCUGAUGCUAUCAAGUACCUGGCUUGAUGCUGAUCUCCAUUUUUAUCUGUCCAGGCCUUGCCAGGAAGGGAAAUUGGCAUGUAAUUCCAAGCUGGGGUGACUGGGAAGGGGAGGGGAGGGGAACAGUGUCAAUGCCAAAAGGCCCAAGGGGUCUACCAGCCGUGGGGUUUGCUUGCUUACGGGAGUGGUUUCAUUGGAGAUUACAUGCCUGGGUUUGACUGUGUUUAUCCACGAGUGAAUUUUGGUCUCUGAGAAAGCAGAUGGAAGUGGGGGGUGGAAGGAUGGGUGAGGAUUAAGAAAAAGUUCUUUAGGAGGCUCAGUGUUUCCCGGGAAUCUCUUAGAUAGGUCUUCUCUCUUAUGAUCUAACUAAGUCUUGAACUGGUGAUGUCAUGUAACUACCCACCAAAAUCCAAGAAUUGGCCAAAAAUGACUGUCCGGUCUCUUCAAGUUGUUCCUGGAUGUGAGUCUGCUAAGCCGGGUGCUCUCUGAAUCAACUGUAGCCUCUGAUGGGUGACAGAUACAUUUAGGAGGUGGCUUGAUCACGGAGCCUUAGGAAUAAAGUCCAUGGGCCUUUCUGAUUGGGAAACCAUGUGGUUUAAACUCGAACAGAAAAUACAUACACAUCUGGGUAAAUUUUCCUACCAUCUGACUCAACUGCAAGAUGAAAAAGAAAAAACUGUUUUUUAGCUAAUAUUUCGCUCUGCAGUCAUUCUCCUUGAAUUUCACCUCCUUAAAAGCUCACCCUGCUUGAGCACGGGGACCUGUGCAGAGGAAAUGAAGAAAAAUGAGCUAGUCAUCAGCUCCCUCUUCCCGUGAACACCCUGGGAGAAAGUCCACCCGCCACAGACCCUCACCUCCAACAAUCCUUCCUUCUGUGUUGCCUGUUGGUGGAGAGAGAGGCUCCCAAGUGCCCGAAAGCCCCAGGACUUGGCUCACUGGUCAGUGAGGGCAGAACGGCACAGGGCCUUCCUGUAGAAACAUCACCAGAUUCUAACCCAAGCAAUCCCCGGACCUACCUGCCUCCAGGGAUCUCUGGAGAUAAAAGGGGCCCCUGAUCAGAGGCAAGGAGAAGAAGCAGGAGGGUCUCCUUUAGCCCAGGGAGGAAGACGACGUUUCUCAGCAAGACAUCCUAUAAGCCUGAGACCUUUCAAAAAGCAGAAGGAAUUGAUGCAUUUUCACCUCUAAGGGAACCUUUCCACAGACUCCCUGGUAAUUUUGUCCCUGGAGAUGUUUGAAAAGAACUGGUAAGGAGACAGUCCUUUUGACUGUAGGGAAAAGCCCCAAACUGGCCUCCUGGGAGGUGAAAGCUUGAAUGAUCCCAAAGGCCUUUUAAGUAGUGUGAAAUCCUGUUGUCCCAGAAAUCCUUCCCUCAACGUCACAGCACAAGCAUGAUGAUCUAAGAGGCAGUUUACUUUCCUGAGACCCAGAGAGGCGCUUUUCUUAAAGCACAUCUGAGAAGCAUAGCCAGCCAGCGACAGAGAAAACAGGAGGAGCUCAAGUGGAGUAGCUCCCCCAGAGGAGUUUUUGCACACCAAGACUCUGCUUUGAUAUUCAGAAUUCAGCAAUUGGUGAGUCUUUAAACAACAAGCCUUUAAAAACAAACAAGCCAAACCAAAUCAACAUUGUUAGUUCUAGAUGUUCUUUCUGUGGUUGACUUAGUUUUACAUAAAUAACAAUAUUAAGGCAAGGGGGUGAGUUUGGGACAGUUAUAUGAUCCAUCGUAACCACUUAGAAGAGGGAGAGGAGUUAUAGAUGGACGGCACUUCCUGGUACUCAAUCCAGGACUAUCUUUUUAUUGCAACAGGAGAUUAUCAUGGGAUGCAACUGACUAUUGAUUUAAAGCUUUAAUGUCUAUGACCAGAUUUAUCAGAAUAUUUUUAAAUAGUAAUAAUAUUGCCUUAUGAUUAUUUUUUUCCAAAGAGAUUUUUCUCCAGAUCUUUCAGCCUCCCCGGGUUUUGGCCAUGACCUUGUCAUGUACACAGCUUAUCAUCUCCCAGCAACAGUGUGGAGAGGUCCUUAGGUGUCCCCAGAACCAACUCAGGGAGUAUUGAUGGUCUGCAGUUUGACCCUGAACUCCAGAGUGUUAAGAUGGGAGGUGACCUUUGUCAUUGGUCUGGAAUGCAUAUCGAUGCCUCAGAAAGCAUUUCGCUGAUGCUGAAAGGGGAUUUAUUUGGGUUAAGAUCCUGUUUUACUCUGGAUUUAAUUCUCUCCUUCGACUUUCACAUCACUGUGGCUUUUUUGGUGGAGUAGCAUAGUGGGGUAGCAUAUGACAAGAAUCAUACUCAGAACGACUGUGUUGAACUUACCCAUCUUCUCAGUCCUGCUUGCCUCUCAGGUGGCCCCAAGAGGGUAUGGGAUAAGAUUUUAAUAGCUAUAAAAGAUGAGCUGGGUCAGUAAAAUCUGGAUUGGUCCAGAGCAUAGUUCCUUCUAUCGCACACCUUCAUCACCUGACAAUUCAGAAUCACAGGCAUGAGUAUGGCUGUCUUGUUUUGAACAAGGAUACAGCUACCUGGCACCAAGCUCGUGAGUUGAAAAGUGAAACCCACACUCCACUGGGUUAUUGGACCGCAGGAUCUCAAACCGGUUUCAGCUUCCUAGGAAAUGGCACUGUCUUCAGCGUUCACUUCUCGUGCUGGUGGGGCCACUGAGGAGUUUGAUCUUUUCAUUAGAAAGGGGCCAUGGCAAGAGUGAGGUUUCCUGGGCUGAAUUUUCUAGCACUGAAUGAAAUAACAGAAGCUCACAACACCUGUGCCCACUGGCCACUCUGCAGAAAGACAAGACCAAGCAUCUUAGAAUUGUUGCAAAAUGCAUCAUGCCCAGAAUGGACCCUGAAGAUCUAAGAGUCUUAGAAAUCAGCAAGGUCUGGAGAAAGAGAAUUAAAAGGGAGGCAGAGUCAGGAAAGUGCAGGUCUACCUAGCAAGUUUUCCAUCAGGAGGAAACAGGGAGAGUCUGCCUGAAAUUAAGUUGGUCUAGGGACAGCAGACAUCCAGUAGGUACGUCUGUGGCUCCUAUUUCCACUGACCAGGAGCCAGUUCAACAGCAGAGGGAAUCAAGAUGCCGGUGUCUUCCUCCUUGGAAAGAUGAAACAGUAACUCAUGGUUAAAACUAUGCUUGAUGAUUCACAAGGGAUCACUUUCUUAUUUUUUAUGUAACAUUAAAAAGAACCUAAAGCAUUAGAGAAAGGAGUGUGCCUGUGAAGCAUCCUGGUUCUGAUGUUGGGACAGAAGUGAUCACAUCAUUGGCUUUGGGGCCCUUCUAGCACAAAAGGCCCAUUAUCUUCUAUCCACUCCUCUUGGCAUUUAAUCCAAACAACACGCGCCCUCCUAUGAAUGCAUCCUCCUCUCCCUUUGUCAGCAUUCUCCUCCCAGUUUACUUUCAGGAUACUUUCAUUUCGUAAUUAGGUAUGAUCCAAAGUGUACGUAAUCUUACUUAAUGUUACUCAAGGAAAUGGAUCCAAUGCUACCCUCUGCAACCAAAAAUAAAAAAAGUUGCCUCGUUGUAGGGUUUGGGCUAAUCUGUGUUUCUCUAAAAGCAAUCUGUUUUUUUGGCAAAAUACAAUUUUAAGGAUACAGUUGUCUAAGGUAUUUGUGUAUAAUUAGAGAUUUUGCAAUACUGACUAUGCAUAUAUUUAAAAUAUAAAAUACCCAGCUGAUGUUUGAAUUUGUCUAUCUUUCCUGACCACCUGCCUAUCCCAUUUUAUAAGCUGGAGAGCUAACCAAUUUAGCAAAAGAAGCCUAGCUUUUAUAAAAGAUCAAACAUAUCAUUUUAUAAAGAUACUCCCAAUGAUGGUAACUUGAUUUUCUCAGGACCUUUAACUGUGGUGAUAAAAUCGCAGGUCUUGCUUUCAAGCCUUAAUAAUGUAAAAUGCCUUUUAAUGAAGAUAUUGCUGAGUGUCUUCCUCAUGAAUCUGAACCAGUUAUAAAUUUGUUUUGCAGUCUUGAUUGAUAUUGACUGAUUCAAAUAAAGUCGGUUUAUUUUCAAAUAUUACAAAGGCGA
Messenger RNA from Delphinapterus leucas (beluga whale), 5736 nucleotides. RefSeq names its product CLIC family member 5 (gene CLIC5). Lineage: Eukaryota; Metazoa; Chordata; Mammalia; Artiodactyla; Monodontidae. The record is from RefSeq and is a predicted model, not a curated record.